Messenger RNA from Penicillium soppii, 2109 nucleotides. RefSeq names its product tryptophan synthase. Lineage: Eukaryota; Fungi; Ascomycota; Eurotiomycetes; Eurotiales; Aspergillaceae. Gene Ontology annotation, cellular component: cytoplasm. The record is from RefSeq and is a predicted model, not a curated record. Gene Ontology annotation, biological process: L-tryptophan biosynthetic process. Gene Ontology annotation, molecular function: tryptophan synthase activity. Bases 1 to 2109 code for a protein of 702 amino acids. The transcript is spliced from 3 exons.
AUGGAAGCAAUCAAGCAAGCCUUUGCUGACAGCAAGGGGCAGAGCCGUUCCGCUCUGCUUGCCUAUGUCACAGCAGGCUAUCCAACCAUCCAAGAAGCCCCCGACAUCAUGCUCGCCAUGCAAGCCGGUGGAGUUGACAUCAUCAAUCUCGGCAUUCCAUCCACCGAGGCAAUGGCUGAUAGUGAGAUAAUGCACCGCUGCAAUGCCAAAGCUCUCCAGGAUGGCGUCCGACUCCCCCUCAUCCUGGAGAUGGUCAAGUCGGCCCGCAGCAAGGGUCUGGCCGUUCCCGUCUGUCUGAUGGGCUAUUGUAAGCCUAUCUUCAAUUAUCCACUCGGCGAGGACCAACUGCUGCGAGACUGCAAAGCCGCCGGCGUGGAUGGCCUCAUCAUUGUCGAUUAUCCACCGAUGUACGCAUCGCGGUUUAGCAACACAUGCAGGGACAAAGGACUCUCGUGUAUUCCUGUCGUCGCCCCGUCCACUCUCCCCGAUCCCAUGGAGGACCUUUGUGCUUCCUCUGACUCAUUCGUCUAUGUGAUGUCCCGCAUGGCAGUCGUUGGACCCUGGCAACAGAUAGGUGAUGGAAUUAUUCAGCUGAUUGGGCGCGUUGAUUGCGUCACUGAAGGGACCGUUCCAGCUGUCAUCGCCUUCGGCAUUAGCACCCGCGCGCAAUUCUGGAGAAUCGCCAAGCACGCCGAGGGAGUCGCGAUUGGCAACCCGAUCAUCGAAGCCCUCGAGAACGCUGAGCCAGGCACCGGCGCCCAGAAAGUAAAGCGUCUUUGUCUGUACAUUGCGGCCCGCCUCGAGUGGCACGUCGAAAUCCCGGAAAGGCCCCAGCUCCCCAACGAAGCAAGCGAUGCCCCCGUUGCCCUAGAUGUCCUCGCAGACCAACCCGCAGCAAGCGCAGCCAGCACCACCCGCCCGGCCGCCUUCGACGACCUAUCCGCCCCGACAUACCUAAAGUCGUGUCUGAGCGAGCUCGAAACUGCCUUUGCAGCCGCAAGCGCCGACCCAGACUUCUGGGACGAGAUUCGCUCCCACGCAAUCAACGCCAACCGUCCCACCUCACUGGAAGUCGCCGAGCGACUAACCGCACACGCCGGCGGCGCCCGCAUCUGGCUCAAGCGAGAAGACCUGAGCCAUACCGGUAGUCACAAGAUCAACAACGCCCUGGGCCAGAUCAUCCUCGCGCGGCGUCUUGGAAAAGCCGCCAUCAUCGCCGAAACUGCCACUGGCGCGCACGGCAUCGCGACUGCAACCCUGUGUGCAAUCUUCAACAUGCGAUGCAGUAUCUUCAUGGGUUCGCGGGAUUUUGAGACUCAGCCGGGUAAAGUAUCCCGUAUGCGUUUGCUCGGUGCUACUGUUAUCCCUGUUCAGGGGGUUUCUGGUAGAUGUGAUGGCAGCGGCACGGUCCGCGAUGCGUUGAACGUAGCAUUCCGCAUUUGGGUCGUGGAGCAGGAAACGACUCACCUUGUGCUCGGCUCUGUGUUCGGUCCGGAUCCGUUUCCGACUAUCGUGCGCUCUUUCCAGAUGGUUAUUGGUACUGAGACACGCGCCCAGUUCCAGGCUGUGAAUGGCGAUGGGAAGUUGCCUGAUGCUCUUGUUGCAUGCGUUGGUGGUGGGUCGAAUGCUACCGGCAUGUUUUAUCCUUUUGUACAGGAUUUGGGCGUUGCCUUGGUUGGGGUGAAGGCUGGUCGUAGUGGACCCAUGGCUGGGAACUCUGCCGUGCUGACCCGGGGCCUGGAUGGUGUUUUGCGUGGCGUAAAUACUCAUGUGCUGCCCGGUGAGGUUCGACAUGCUUCGCGAACAUACUCUGUUUCUGCUGGAUUGGAUUAUCCCGGUGUUGGCACUGAGUUGAUGAGUUGGAAGGAAUCUGGUCGGGCGACUUUCACCGCUGCUAAUGACACUGAGGCUUUGGGUGCUUUUUGUUUGCUGAGUCGGAUGGAGGGCAUCAUGCCGGCACUUGAGACUGCGCACGCUAUUGCUGGUGCUUUGAGGGUUGCCAAGGACAUUGGGGCUGGUGGUGAUGUUGUCGUUUGCCUCAGCGGAAGGGGAGAUGAUGACGUGCAGACCGUCGCUGAUAUCCUGCCCACUCUCGGUGAAAAUGUUUAG